Messenger RNA from Alternaria triticimaculans, 1395 nucleotides. RefSeq lists its product as uncharacterized. The record is from RefSeq and is a predicted model, not a curated record. Gene Ontology annotation, molecular function: structural constituent of ribosome. NCBI's taxonomy places the organism in Eukaryota, Fungi, Ascomycota, Dothideomycetes, Pleosporales, Pleosporaceae. The coding region runs from base 1 to 1395 and encodes 464 amino acids. Gene Ontology annotation, cellular component: mitochondrion. The transcript has 6 exons.
AUGCGCUUCUCAUCAGGCCUCGUUCUCGCUCUCCCGGCGCUCGCUGUCGCCGAGGAGCAGGUGCCUCUCCUUGACAAGGUGAAGGGCUUCUUCAACAAGGCGACGGCUGCCGUGUCCGCAUCCAUCCCCUCCAUGCCGUCGGCGCCAGUCGACACCGCAACGAGCAAGGUGGCCUCCAACGCAGCUGCCGCCAUCCAGUACCCAAUUACCCUGGAGAACUGGAAAGAGACGCUUACUGUUGAUGCUACCGCCAGCCCUCCUACCACACAGGACUGGCUCAUCUUCACCACCGGCGGCAACACCACCUGCUUUGGCCUGUGUGGCAACGCAACCAAGGCAUGGAACGCUUCUCUCCCCAUCAUGGCCGCGAAGCCUGAUGCGCCCAAGUUUGCGUACCUUGACUGCGAAACCGAGCCUCUCCUCUGCAACGCAUGGUCUGUCGGCGCACCGGCGCUCUACUACUUCCAGAUCCCUAAGCCCAUGGCUGACCAGUCCGCGCCCGUCCCCGUCGUUCGCUACAAGCCCUUGAACCGCACCAGCACCACCACCGAGACCUUCAAGAAGCUCAUCGUUGACAACGAGAUUGAGCAGGUCACCCCAUACGAGGGUCCCUUCCACCCCUUCAACGGUGCUCUCCAGCUGUACAACCUUGCCAUUCCUUACGCAUACGUCACCUGGGGAUUCUCCAAGAUGCCCUCGUGGAUGCCCAUGAUCAUCAUCUCCUUCCUCAGCAGGUCGUUCAUGAGCAAGCGCAUGGCGGGACCAACUCCCGCAGAGACGCGUGCCGCCGCCGCACAACCUGCUCGCACGUACUUAUUAUGGAUAAGAUGUGGACCAGGCGCGCUCAUACUGCCCAAAGAGGUGUCGAAGAUUAGCAUGGAAUUCAACACAAAACUCUACGGAGGACAUAGAGGGGCAAGGAAAUUCUGGCGCAAUAUGCUGCCCCGGAUGAAAUACCGUAAUCCAUCCAUCCCAAUGGAAGUCGCGCGACACAACGACCCCGACGGUCCCUCGCUCCUACACAUCUUCACAGCAACCAAAACACAGCCAUCGGCUGGCUCUACCAACUCUCCUACAACACAACAAUCAGACGCUUCACCACCGUCGGCCACACCAAACCCGCGCAAUACGCUCGUACCCGAUACCUCGAAACCUACGUUUUCGAUUGACAUGAGAGACCAGUCGGAGAGCGAGAUCUUGGAGGCACUGGUGGAGAAGAUAGGCGCAGUGGAGAUCAAGCCGACGGAGGAGGAGUUGGCCGAGAUGAAGGAGAUUGAGGAGUUCAAGGAGAGGUCAGAGGCGGAUAGAGUGCUGGUUAGGGAGAAGUUGCUGAAGGAGCGGAGAGAGGCUGAGCUGCUCAAGUUGGCGAGGGGUGAGGCACCGGCUGCGAACUAA